AUGGAGUAUAUACCAAGUAAAGAUCGCUCAAAAUUAAAAUAUCCAGAUUACUGGGCUUGGGAUUUUAACUCCUGGGGAAUAAAUGACUGGAAUACUUAUUGGAUUGAAAAGCAACUGCAAUCGAUAUAUAUUACUAAACACAAUUCUCACACAGCCUUAGCCGAUGAGUUGAGAUGUUUGAAACAAGUAUAUUCAAGUAUACAUCCUGCUUACGAUAAAAUCCUUAAAUUGUUAAAAGAGUUGCAGAAUAUUACAAAGGACACAACAAACAAAAAAAUUUGGAAAGCGAGAGAUCGAAUCACAUCAAUAAAAAUGGAAUCUGAGCUGUUUGAGCUGGAGUCAGAUCUCAACAAAAAGAAGGGAACACAAGCUGGCAUUCAGAUAGCACAAUGA
Messenger RNA from Rhizophagus irregularis DAOM 181602=DAOM 197198, 393 nucleotides. RefSeq lists its product as uncharacterized. The record is from RefSeq and is a predicted model, not a curated record. NCBI's taxonomy places the organism in Eukaryota, Fungi, Glomeromycota, Glomeromycetes, Glomerales, Glomeraceae.